This is a messenger RNA of Epinephelus fuscoguttatus (brown-marbled grouper), 7784 nucleotides long. RefSeq names its product mitogen-activated protein kinase kinase kinase 15 (gene map3k15). The coding region runs from base 726 to 4802 and encodes 1358 amino acids. Gene Ontology annotation, biological process: protein phosphorylation; cellular response to stress; MAPK cascade. Gene Ontology annotation, molecular function: ATP binding; MAP kinase kinase kinase activity. The record is from RefSeq and is a predicted model, not a curated record. The transcript is spliced from 30 exons. NCBI's taxonomy places the organism in Eukaryota, Metazoa, Chordata, Actinopteri, Perciformes, Serranidae.
ACCCCAUUUUGGAAAUACACAUGAGCCUCGUGUCCCCUCUGCCAACAGAGUGUGAUAGACGGCUCCUGGCUGUCGGUACUGUCCGGCAUUAACACGUGCCACCAGGGCAUAAAGGAUCCAGACUUUCUGCUAGGAAAGACUGUGGAAAUCAAUAUCACAUUUGAUUCACAUCAACAAAUAGGCUCACUGAUGAGGAAAUACUUCAAUCAUAUGAGCUCUGUGCUGAUUUUAUAUGGUGAACAUGAGUGAGAAUAACUUUGCAGGGGGUAGAGGAGGGGUCCAGAAGGACAUACCGUUUUAUAUUUAGACAACCAGGGAGAUGGUGAUAACAUUUCACACUGUGGACAACACGGUCCUGAUUGUAUCCUGCAGUUAAACAGUCUCCCCUACGUCAGACUUGAAAUCACACUGAAGAGCCAAAGUGGUGUAAUUUCACUUCUGGAUGCAUUUUUGUCUCUCCACAUCUCCUCCUCUCUCUGCCUCUCGGAUCUAGUCGGAUCCAGUCUGGGUGAAGCGGACUUCUUGGUGCGAGAUAAUCGGCAGAUGAUGUGAGUUAAUGAGGCGGAGAUGCGGAGGGACAAACUCAGACGCGCUCCUCUGCGGCCAGGACAGGUGCGCAACAAGUGAGCGAGAGGAGGACGAGUCGGAGGAGACAGACAAAACAUAGGAAGUCACGGGAGGGAGAAGGAAGGAGAUAAAGCAGAAACACUUCCCUGGUUCUCGCCAUGGAUACGGGACAGAGCGCCCAGGUCGCAGACAUGGGAGGAGAGCACUCCGCCGGAACGUGCGUACUGGAGCGGGACCGGGACCGGGAGAGGGGCGAGGUGUCCAGCCCCUGCCCGCCGGCCAAGCAGCGCUCCCUGCGGGUGGUGUACGUCCUGAACGACGGGCUGAAGUCGGUGAUGGCCAGCAGCCCGGAGUCCGGAGCGUUGCAGUGUCUGCAGAGAGCCUGCGACUCGGAGAGCGCGCUGCUAACCACCGUCACCUUCGGACGGCUGGACUUUGGAGAGACAUCAGUGCUGGACAGUUUCUACGAUGCAGACAUCGCAGUUGUGGACAUGAGCGAUGUGUUUCGGCAGCCCUCCUUGUUUUACCACCUGGGUGUGAGGGAGAGCUUCGACAUGGCCAACAACGUCAUCCUGUACCACGACACUGAUCCUGACACUGCCCAGUCACUGAAGGACAUGGUAGCACAGAAAAACACAAAGGCCUCUCGUCCUCCAGCGUUAGGUUUUCCCUGGGUUCAGUUGCCUCCAGAGUACAGAGGCUCUGGAUUGCGCAAUAAAGCAUCCAGUGGUAACUACUACUUCAUCCCCUACAUAGUGACUCCUAACCAUGAGUACAUGUGCUGUGAGAGUGACGCCCAGCGCAGGGCCAGUGAGUACAUGCAGCCCAGCUGGGACAACCUGCUGGGGCCGCUCUGUGUCCCCCUGUUCGACCGCUUCACCAGCCUGCUGAAGGACAUCCAUGUCACAUCCUGUGCUUCCUUUAAGGACACCCUGCUAAAUGACAUCAGGAAGGCCAGAGAGAAGUACCAAGGAGAGGAGCUGGCCAAGGAGCUUUCGCGCAUCAAACUCCGAAUUGACAACACGGAGGUCCUCACCCAGGACAUCGUCAUGAACCUGCUGUUUUCCUACAGAGACAUACAGGACUACGAUGCCAUGGUGAAGCUGGUGCAGACUUUGGAGAUGCUACCGACUUGUGAUCUGGCCACCCAGCCAAUGAUCCAGUUCCACUACGCCUUUGCCCUCAACAGGAGGAACAGUCCUGGUGACAGGGAGCAGGCUCUCAGAGUGAUGCUGCAGGUGUUACAGUCAUGUGAACAUCCAGCACCGGACAUGUUCUGCCUCUGUGGACGGAUAUACAAGGACAUCUUCCUGGACUCAGACUGCAAAGACACCAAAAACAGGGACAAUGCUAUACAGUGGUACAGAAAGGGUUUUGAGCUGCAGCCAACUCUCUACUCUGGGAUCAACCUGGCUGUCCUCCUCAUAGUUGCUGGCCAACAGUUUGAGAGCUCCAUUGAACUGAGGAAAAUAGGUGUGAGGUUGAACAGUCUGCUGGGGCGCAAAGGUUCCCUGGAGAAAAUGAAUAAUUACUGGGACGUGGGCCAGUUCUUCACCGUUAGCAUGCUAGCUAACGACAUCCCCAAAGCUACUCAGGCUGCCGAGAAGCUCUUCAAACUCAAGCCGCCACUCUGGUAUUUGCGCUCCGUGGUGCAGAACCUGCAGCUGAUCCAGAGGUUUAAGAAACAGACGAUAGAACAUUCUCCUCAGCGGGACAGACUCAACUUCUGGAUGGACAUCAUCGUCGAGGCCACGCAGGGCACCACCAAUCGACUGCGCUUUCCAGUGUUGAUUCUGGAGCCAACGAAGAUUUACCAGCCUUCCUAUGUGUCCAUUAACAAUGAGGCUGAAGAGAAGAAUGUCUCUAUCUGGCAUGUCUCUCCUGCGGAAACAAAAGGGAUCCAUGAGUGGAACUUCACUGCCAUGUCCAUCAAAGGCAUUAGCAUCAGUAAGUUUGAUGAGCGCUGCUGCUUCCUCUACGUCCAUGAUAACUCAGACGACUUUCAGAUCUACUUCUCAACUGAGGAACAGUGCGGUCGAUUCUGCUCCAUGGUGAAAGAAAUGAUAUCUGAUGGUACAGGCAAUGCUGUCGAGCUGGAGGGGGAAGGAGACGGAGAUACACUGGAGUAUGAGUAUGACACCAAUGAGACAGGAGACAGGGUGGUGUUGGGGCGCGGCACCUAUGGAGUAGUGUACGCCGGGAGAGACCUCAGCAACCAGGUCCGAAUCGCCAUCAAAGAGAUCCCUGAGAGAGACAGCAGGUACUCCCAGCCUCUUCAUGAGGAAAUUGCCCUCCACAAGUACCUGAAACACAGGAACAUUGUUCAGUAUCUGGGCUCUGUUUCUGAGAAUGGAUACAUCAAGAUCUUCAUGGAACAAGUGCCUGGAGGAAGCCUGUCUGCGUUGCUGCGGUCUAAAUGGGGUCCGCUGAAGGAGGCAACAAUCAUCUUCUACACCAGACAGAUCCUGGAGGGGCUCCGAUACCUGCACGAAAACCAGAUUGUUCACCGAGAUAUCAAGGGUGAUAAUGUAUUGGUGAACACCUACAGUGGAGUCUUGAAGAUCUCAGACUUUGGUACCUCUAAGCGGUUGGCAGGUGUCAACCCCUGCACAGAGACAUUCACCGGUACCCUGCAAUACAUGGCUCCAGAAAUCAUUGAUAAGGGCCCUCGAGGGUACGGGGCCCCGGCUGACAUCUGGUCCCUGGGAUGCACCAUUAUAGAAAUGGCCACUGGGAAACCGCCCUUUCAUGAGCUGGGAGAACCGCAGGCGGCCAUGUUUAAGGUCGGCAUGUUUAAGAUCCACCCAGAGAUCCCUGAGUCCUUGUCAUUGGAGGCCAAGUCGUUCAUCUUGCGCUGCUUUGAGCCAGACCCUCACAAGAGAGCCAUCACCUCAGAUCUCCUCAGAGACACUUUCGUCAGACACAACACCAAGGGCAAGAAGAGCAAGAUUGCCUUCAAACCAUCAGACUACAUCCACAAUGUUUCGCUGCCGGUGCAGUUGCAGUGCGAGGCUACCGGGAGCAGCAGCAGUGAACACGGUUCUGUGAGCCCAGACUGCGAUUCCAAACACGACGUUUUCUUCCAGAAGAAGAAAAGCUCUGGCUCUGAGAACCUGCUCAAACCUCCCAACUCCAACUACCUGAGUGUUCCAGAUGAGGGUUCGGUGUCGGAGGACCGCAGUGUCCCCCCCUCCCCUGACGACAGGGAUAGCGGUCUAUUCCUGCUGAAAAAGGACAGCGAGAGACGGGCCAUUCUGUUCAAGGUCCUCAAUGAGGACCAGGCAAAGGUCAUCUCUAACGUGAGGGAGAACUACAUCCAGGGCAGUGAACAGCUUCAGCUGUCUGUCGAACACAUCAAGCAGAUCAUCUGCAUCCUACGAGACUUCAUCCAUUCCCCAGAGAGGCGCGUCAUGGCCGCCACCAUCUCCAAGCUCAAGCUGGACCUGGACUUUGACUCCACCUCCAUCAACCAGAUACAGCUGGUGCUCUUUGGCUUCCAGGACUCGGUGAACAAAGUCCUGAGGAACCAUCACAUCAAACCCCACUGGAUGUUUGCGAUGGAUAACAUCAUCCGCCGAGCUGUGCAGGCUGCCAUCACCAUCCUCAUACCAGAGCUGCAGACCCACUUUGGCCCAGCGUCAGAGUGUGAGGGAGCAGAGAAGGAAGACGAAGUGGACGAAGAGGAGUUUGGUCCCGUCUUAGCGCCUCACACCGACGACCCCGGGACAACUGCUGAUCCCGCCCACCUUGCCGGCAGCACGCUAAACUCUGGCCACUCACAGGAGCACCAACGCUCGCAUCAUCAACUGGGUGCCCAGCUGGGGCGACUUAAACAGGAGACCAACAGGCUGCUGGAGGAGUUGCUGCAAAAGGAGAAGGAGUACCAGCAGGUUCUGAAGGCCACACUGCAGCAGAGAACACACGACCUGGAGCUGGUCAGAGUCAGACACAAACCACCAGAUAUUGCACCUCCCUCCAUCUUCCAAAUCCCAGCUGACCACGAGCCAGACAAGCAGCUCACUGAUUGGCUGAGAGAGCAGGGGGCAGAUGCUGACACCAUAGAUAAGUUUGUGCUGGAGGAAUACACACUGACCGACAUUCUCGAUGACGUUACCAAAGACGACCUCCACUGUCUACGCCUACGUGGUGGAGUCCUCUGCCGCAUCUGGCGGGCCAUCCAGCGGCACCGAGAGCGAGAGAGGCUGAGGGGCGCUGAACGCACGAAAGACGCGUGAUGAGAUACGCUGACUACAACUCUGGAGGACUCUGUUUGGCAGAAAACACGCACACAUCUGCACACUACUAGCCCUGCAUGGCGAUGUCGCCUUUCUCUCUUUCUCUCUUCUCCACAGUGCCUUUUCAUGUUGUAGUCUCUGCGUCGUGUGUAUUGAAUCUUUGAUUGACUGUUUGUCUCCACGCAGUGUCAGACUGGACCAGACCAAAGCGCUUUAGCGCAGGCACAACUGUAUAUACGCACAUUUGAAUGUAUAUCUGUGCCAAGAUGUGUUUAAGUGCUCAAGAAUUUUGAAAGAAAAAUCCGGCAGUUUAAAGUGAUAUUCCACUCCAAAUCAUUUUAGUAUGAGACCGUCACCUGUCUGUAGACUUGGCGUUGGGAGUCUGAUUCUCCACAGAGAAUCAAAAUGUCCAUAAAGAGUUUUCAGACUGCCCCUGUAGCAUCAUCUGUCCAGUGGUUUUCAUUCAAAUUCUCAAUACAACAACAUAACUUUGACAAAAUGUGGUUAUAUUGCUCCUGUCAUACCCGUCACAUGAUUGCUGAACUCAUGAUCACGUACGUACAUUGCUUUUCCUCCUCUUGUUCCUGCGUCAGUCAGAAGCACUCUAUCAUUCUUCAUACUGUGUAGACAAACAAACAGCCGAAUUAUGCUGCAGUGGACUGACAAGUUUACGUAAACGCUUUGCAAAUGAAUCCAAGCACCGUCCCUGUUCUCUGUAAAGGAGUACAAAUGUUAUUCAGCCAAAACCUUUAGCCCCUGGGUCUUCAACAGGGGGUCCGUGGCCCCUAGGGCGUCCUCAGAGUUACUAUAGGGGGGCCACCAAAUGGCCUCUAAAUAAUCUAAUUAAUUAAUGAAUUAAUGAAUUAAUUAAUUAAAGUUUUAGUAAGUAAAAUGUGUCAGAAAAUUCACAUUAACGUGAAUCUAACAUAUUAUUAGCCAAGAUAAAUCAGCCUAUUCAUAAAACCAUAAAUUCAUAAAAUUAGUUAAAGGGCCAGUGUGUAAUAUUUGGCAUGGUUUAUUGUCAAUCUGAAUCUGAAUCUGAAUAUUCUACCCAUUAAUAUGUUUAUACAAGUGUAUAAUCGCUAUAAAAUAAAAUUCGUUUGGUUUUCGUAGCCUUAUAAUUAUGCUUUUAUAUAUAUAUAGCAAGGGCCUUGCUUUAGAGAGGUCGCCAUCUUGCGCCGCCAUGUAUGUACGGCAGACCGAGCGGACAAUCCAGCCAGCCAGAGAACGCGUUUUGUGUGUAUAAAUGAACCAACGAAGACAGCGGAAGGAAGGAAGAAGGAGGAGGAAACAGCAGAGAGUGUUAGUAGUUCGUCGAUAGAGAGUAGUGAAAGUUUUUUUUAGUUAUAAAGUUUGUGAAUGGACCACACUUAUCAUGCAACAGGAGAGAAUGAACCUGAUCCGUCAUCUGCGAGGAAAAGAAGACGCAACUUCACUCCUUGUGAUGCACUCUCUGCGGCGCUUUUCCUCCUGAUAUAUCUCCCCAGCGAUGGUAGCAGUAGAACCAAAUCCCAUUCUGUGCAUUCAGCCUCUCUUCUCGCCCGCUCAGCAUCAAACACAUGGAGUUCCUCAUCUGUAUGCUCCGGCUCAAACAGGUAUGGCUCUGGGUCUGUGUCCGCUACAAGAAACUCUUCAAAAUCGCGUUCAAAGUCGUCCAUUGUAGCUACUAUAGUCCGGAGAUAUUGCUAGGCUAAAUAAACAGCUGAGCUCUGUUUACAGGCUACGCUGUCAGUCAGUGUGCGGGCUGGAGAUUGGUGGAGCAGAGAGGGGAGGGGGUGCCCGCUUGGUAUUGUAAACGAGUAUGUGUGUAUGAAGUGUGUCUGUUACGCCAGAAGAGUCAGAGUUUGGGACGGAGUGUUACCGGAGUUUCUGGAGUGCUCAAACAAACUGGCCUUUUUCCCAAACGCUCCUCUGGUCUCCUGCUCGUGAGGGAUUCAUUACAAUAUCGUAACAUGGUUUAGAUUUCUAAAUAAAUAUUCACCUCGUCGCUAGAUAGACCUACUCCUGAAAAACUCAUGUCUGCGCAAGGCUUUUUGUCCCUACGGGGCCACCGUCAUUUACCCGACGGGAGGGGUGAGCGAGUGAGCCCUGCAAUCUAGAAUUUGACCACUGAUGUCACUGUUUUCAACCCAUUUUACACACUGGCCCUUUAACAGUACACAACAUUUUUGAUUACGUUUGUUACCCAUCAAUUGUUAUGUGAUCAUGUGAGUUAGCUAACGCUACAUCACUGUGCGACACCUGUAAUUAUUUUUGCAUAUUAGCUAGUUAGCUUUAUUACUACGUCAAGUGUACAGACAUUCUUGUGUGCCACAAUGGAUUGUUUCAUAACUUUUUAACAGACUCUGACACACUGUGGAAACCACCACUGAAAGUGCGGAUGGUGAGAUUAACGCACCUAGCAAUGCUAAAACUGCUUAGUUAGCAGCUAGGCAAACAAGAGAAGACCCGAAAGAUAUUCAGAGCUAUCUCAAGUGCAACUCUUUUUUUGAAAAUAUAUGUCUGUCUUUGGGCCAAGGGGUCCUUAGCCUGAAAAACGUUGAAGACCCCUGCUUUAGACUAUUUGUCAGUCCCCUUGUUUUUCAGCCAACUCAUUAUAAAACAACAAAGAUGCCUCAGACUGUUCCUGCUUUAGGUUCUUUGCUUUCAUAAUUCCCUGGAAAAUUAUUCCGAAACUUUGCAAAGGUAGAAUACACAAGCUAAUGCGCACGCUAUCUAUUUUUCCAUUUAUGGCAGCAGAUCUCUGUUAUAGGCAAAGUUGAAAAAAAUAAUGCAGCCACAUUUAGAUAAUUUAUUUAAACUUGCAAACGCAUGACUGCCACCACAUCACUGCCUUCACAUUUGUCUGCAUAAUAUCAAAAUUUCCCUUAUAUUCUUAAUGAAGUGUUUCCUCCUCUCUGCAUACCUGUACUUGAAUGUUUAUUAUUCCAUCUGUUAUGUAUGUGCCUGUCUGUUUCAUUGAUUGCUUUACAACUGCAAUAA